Messenger RNA from Zalophus californianus (California sea lion), 1528 nucleotides. RefSeq names its product phosphorylase kinase catalytic subunit gamma 1 (gene PHKG1). Gene Ontology annotation, biological process: glycogen biosynthetic process; protein phosphorylation. Gene Ontology annotation, cellular component: phosphorylase kinase complex. The record is from RefSeq and is a predicted model, not a curated record. The transcript is spliced from 11 exons. Lineage: Eukaryota; Metazoa; Chordata; Mammalia; Carnivora; Otariidae. The coding region runs from base 306 to 1466 and encodes 386 amino acids. Gene Ontology annotation, molecular function: calmodulin binding; phosphorylase kinase activity; ATP binding.
UCUGGUACGUCAGCCUUCCGUCACCAAGUAGCAAAGCCCGAAGGACGAGCAGCAAGAUAUCCUAUUGUGGCCACGAGUCCGCGGGGGACCAGCUUCAGCCCUCAGUUGUCCCCACUCCCCAAGGGGCUCUAAGACCUUUGGGAUUCCUGUCACAUUCACUCAAGGGCCUGCGAGGACCUAACAAUGAUUUUCGGAAGCCCUGGUUAAGGGCAGAAUGAGUAAGAAACAGUGGGAAGCACUGGAAGUGUGUCCUGGAAGGAGGGGAGUUUUCAGAGCCCCUCAGAAUCACCCCAGAGUUGCUGAGCAUGACGCGGGACGAGGCACUGCCAGACUCGUACUCAGCACAGGGCUUCUAUGAGAACUAUGAGCCCAAGGAGAUCCUGGGCAGAGGAGUUAGCAGCGUCGUCAGGCGCUGCAUCCACAAGCCCACAUGCCAGGAGUACGCUGUGAAGAUCAUUGACGUCACUGGUGGAGGCAGCUUCAGCUCUGAGGAGGUGCGGGAGCUGCGAAAGGCCACGCUCAAGGAGGUGGACAUCCUGCACAAGGUCUCAGGGCUCCCCAACAUUGUACAGCUGAAGGACACUUAUGAGACCAACACUUUCUUCUUCUUGGUGUUUGAUCUGAUGAAGAGAGGGGAGCUCUUUGAUUAUCUCACUGAGAAAGUCACUCUGAGUGAGAAGGAAACCAGAAAGAUCAUGAGAGCCUUGCUGGAGGUUAUCCGCAACUUACACGAACUCAACAUUGUGCAUCGGGAUCUGAAGCCUGAGAAUAUCCUCUUGGAUGAUGACAUGAACAUCAAGCUCACAGACUUUGGUUUUUCCUGCCAGCUGGAGCCAGGAGAGAAGCUUCGAGAGGUCUGUGGGACCCCCAGUUACCUGGCCCCUGAGAUCAUUGAAUGCUCCAUGAACGAUGACCACCCAGGCUAUGGGAAGGAGGUGGACAUGUGGAGCACAGGGGUCAUCAUGUACACCCUGCUGGCUGGCUCCCCGCCCUUCUGGCACCGGAAACAGAUGCUGAUGCUGAGGAUGAUCAUGAGUGGCAACUACCAGUUUGGCUCACCUGAAUGGGAUGAUUAUUCAGACACUGUGAAGGACUUGGUUUCCCGCUUCUUGGUGGUGAACCCCAAGGGCCGCUAUUCAGCAGAAGAGGCCUUAGCACAUCCCUUCUUCCAGCAGUAUGUGGUGGAAGAAGUGCGUCACUUCAGCCCCCGGGGCAAGUUCAAGGUGAUCGCUCUAACGGUGCUGGCUUCGGUGCGGAUCUACUACCAGUACCGCCGGGUGAAGCCUGUGACCCGGGAGAUCGUCAUCCGUGACCCCUAUGCCCUCCGGCCUCUGCGCCGACUCAUCGAUGCCUAUGCUUUCCGAAUCUAUGGCCACUGGGUGAAGAAGGGACAGCAGCAGAACCGGGCUGCCCUCUUCGAGAACACACCCAAGGCUGUGCUCCUCUCCCUGGCUGAGGAGGACUAAUGAGGGGCUGGCAGGCAGGAAGGUAGGGUGGGGGGCAGGCAAGGAGGCAAAGCCACAGAAAU